This is a messenger RNA of Blepharisma stoltei, 956 nucleotides long. NCBI's taxonomy places the organism in Eukaryota, Ciliophora, Heterotrichea, Heterotrichida, Blepharismidae. The record is from the annotation of a GenBank genome assembly.
AUGUUUGGCGGAGUCAUAAUACCUCAGUUUGGCUUAACUUCAAAGCCUUUCAUUCUCGGUUCUCAUAAUCCUAAUGAAAUUUGUAAUCGGAAGUUUGAUUUAGUCAACAAUAAAUGGACUGUGCUACCUUCAGCACCAAUAAGAAGUUUUACAGGCUGCUCAGCAGUGUCUUUUAAACAGAAAAUUUUGCUAUCAGCGCUUGAGUUUUUAAAUAUAAGGACCCCCCCCCCUCAUUUGUCGAAUUUUCUAGUCUUUUUUUUUAUAGAAAAUUUUUUUUUUCAGGACCUCAUUUGUCCCAAAAAUCUAGUCAAAAAAUGGUUUGUCCAAUUUUCUAGUCUUUUUUGCAUUUUUUCGAAUGCCCUAAAUUCUAGUUUUUUACUUUAAAAAAACUAGAAAAUGAGACAAUUGAGGUCCUGAAAAUUUUUUUUCUCUAUCAAAAUUUUGACUAGAAAAUUGGACAAAUGAGGUCCUAAAAAAAUUUUUUUUUCCUAUAAAAAAAACUAGAAAAAUGGACAAAUGAUAAAAGACUAGAAAAUUUGACAAAUGAGGGGGGGGUCCUUAUAUGAAUAUGAUAUAAAUCUUGAGAGCUUUACUAAAUUUGAAUUUAACACUGGAAUGUCAGCAAAGCUCUUAAUUGCUGGAAACUCAAGAGUUUAUUUAAUAGAGGCUUGAAUGUCGUUAUGGGAAAGCGAAUAUGAUAAUGAGUAUGUUUGAAACCAAAUUGGAGAAUAUGAUGGAGAGUUAUCUAGAGCUCAGCCGUACAGAGUGAUAUACUAUUUAUAGCGGAUGGAAGCUUCUCAAACUUUUUUUUAUUACAAUAAAAGAAUAAUCGCUAAAGUUUAGCUUAAUGUAUGCAAGUAUAAGCAAGAAUAGGGUCACUUUGGAGUAUAUGACAAUUAUUCCGAUCCAACCCAAUUUUUGUAUUACUAGUUCAAUUUGAAAAGAAAGAAACUUAA